UCCAAGGUAUUUUUUUUUAGAAGGCACUGUAUUGUAGAAGGCACUUUGUUCCAAAUCUGUAUUUCCUUGCGGCUAUGCAUUGUAGUUUUUUUUCUAGUAUUAAAAGACUAUCAGCUAUUCUGACAUGCCAAUUUGAAUUAAACUUUUCUAUGGGAUUAAGAAUUUGUAAACACCUUGGCUCUGAUUAAAAAGAAAUUGCUUACCUAGGUUUUAAUAAACCAAUAGAAAAAUCUGCGGUAAACAGGCCGUGUCAUGUCUGACUGGGAUAACCGUUUAUAAACGUGGCCAUUUAACGUGCUAUCGGACAGCUGUUUAUAUAUAUAAAAUUAAACCGGUACAAUCUGGAGGAAUUGGCAGAUAUUAAGUUAUACACAUCAGAUUUUUACGUUUUAAUAAUACUGAGUUGUUUAGAAAGCCCUGCAGAUCUACACAGACACCCAACUCAUCAGCCAGAUUUGGUAGUCGUCGUAAUUUGCUUGGACUUGGUGGAUCAGACGACAGUGGUGACGAUGAUGACGGAGAUGACAGUGUCUUCAAAUGGCCUCAUUCCAGACAUGGUACAUCAAGGAGUCAAAGUCGACAGUCAUUAAAUCAUAGUAGACAGUCACUUAAUCAUAGUCGACAGUCACUGAACCAAAGUCGACACUCACAGAAAAGAGGACCGAGUAGUUCUCAUCCUCGUACAUUUUCACCAAAUCCUAGAUCAAGAUCUCGCAACAGUCGACAUAAUCAAUCUAAUGAUGAUUUGAAGAAAGGUGCCGCUGCAGCUCUUGAGUCGGAAAGUGAGGAAUCUGGAUAUGGUGAAACUUACUAUACUAUGCACGCAUCGAGUUUUGAUAAUGUACUAGAAAACGAAACAAUCGACACAAUGAGAGGCACACCACUUGGAUUAGAUAUGACUCGUUAUUCCGAUAACGAUUCAACUGUUAGUUACAUAACAGGAGAAUUCCCUCAGGCCAACCCUGAGGAUCUCCGUAAUACUAUGACACAGACACCAGGUCAUGCUAGAACCCAGACUGAGCCUGAUAAUGACUCACCAAGAACAAUACACACUCAGACAAGUGGACUAGCUAGGAAUAUGUCCAUGCAGACAUCCCGCAUGUCCAUUGCGUCCCAACGAUCCACUGGAUCUCGUGGAUCCCGUGCUGAUUUAUUACGUAGUAUUCUGAUGGAUGUAAAAGAAAUAAAACAACAGAGAGGGUUAAAUGAUAGCCCAGGACUAUCAGAGGAUUCAAUGAUAUCUAAUACAUCAAUGAAGAAAAACAUGUUACAAACAAUUCAGUCGGAUGUUCAAGCUCUCAAAAAUGAGGGCAGGCAAGGAACUGCAGGAACACAGACUAUUUCUGAACAAGGAACUCAAACUGGAAUAAAAUUGUUCCCAGAAGGGGACUCCGCCCGUAAUUCCCGUCAUGGACGUCUCCGUGACUUAAUGGAUGAUGUGAAGAAUUUAAAGGGAGGAAGCCCUGAUAGUCCUAACGAUUUAAGAUCUCGCCAGAGUUCUCGUACUGGUACACCAUAUGAAAGGCGACCAGUGUCAAGUGUACAAAAUCGACCAUCCCCCGUUCGAUUUUCUACACCUGGACCAGCCACCAAUGGACCAGUACAGAAUGGUGUACAUGAACAAAACGGAUAUGACUAUCCUCAACAACCUUACAUGAGAUCGUUACCUGUGCCACCCAAUCCUCAGCCACAGAUGAACGGAUAUCCUCAGUAUCCAGGCAGGAUGGUGACACAGGAUGACAUUAAUGCCAUCAGUGAUAGAAUUCAACGAUUAUCAAACUACCAGCUGCCACCAAGGCGUACGCUUCCACAACCUCCUCCCCCUCCUCAGCCACCUCAGUAUAUUGUACCAGUGUAUACAGCCCCUCCACGACGUGUACGCAUCAACGAAUUUCCUCAAUCAUAUAAUGAUGAAGAUGGAUUUAUGUCUGAUGAAAGUGAAUAUGAAGGUGGUCAUGCCCCUAGGAGAGGGAGAAGGCGUCGUAAUCGCUUAGAUCAUUUAGACAUCGAAGAUGCCUUAGACGAAGCUGUCAAACAAGGUCGUCAGCUGAAAAAUAUGUCAAAGAAAAUGAAAGAUUCUUUGAGAGAGGAUCUUUUAGAUUUAUAGAUAUUUUAUUUAUUUAUUAUCGUCUGUGAUUUAGGAUUUUUAAGCCUACUGUGAUAUUGAAAUAUUUGUACGCAAGGUGUAAAUGUGUAUGUUGUGAAGAUAUUUGACUUUUCUCCUAAAUGAUUUGUGCAGAGAUGUGCAAAAUUUCAAGCCUUUAUAUGUGUGCAAAUGUGUGUAAACAUUGACAUUUUGAAAUUGAAUUGGUAAUUCAUGGAGGUGCUUUAGAAAUUCUAAAUGGAUCACUUAGGAGAAGUUUUUAAAUGAAUAUUUUACCUCUUUACAUUAUUCAUUUUCCAUUGAUAAUUUUGUUAUUGAACGAAAUUUUAUUGACUUUCAAACAAACCAAUUUAAAUAUGGAGCUAAUCUGCUAUUUAAAAUUUUUAUUUUACUUGGCUCAGUUUCAUAAGAGUUUGUAUAACAUAUUUUCAGAUCAGAAUGGAAAAGCGAGAUAAGAUUUAUCCUGAAUUUGAUAAAUUCUAUGUCAAUAUCAUAUCAAACAUACAGAUUUUUAAAUCCAGGGUUUAUAUAUGCAUUUAUUAAUGUUUGUCUCGACUUGUGAGUUUUUCAUUUCAAUUUUUUUGUAAACGUUAAGCGUUAUUUAUUUAUUUAACAGUUAUACUGUAUGACUUGUUUUGCACAUCCACUAAAAGACAAUCUAAGAGAUAUAUAGAAUCUUGCCUAGAGACCAUCUGUCCAAUACUCAUUCAGGGAUUUUUCAUUGAUAUAUGAAUAAAAGAAAGAAGAAAAAGUUUCAAAAUUAGUUUGUAAUUUUUUUGCAGCAUCUCAAAGCUAGCAAUUUUUGUGCUUUUAACCAAUGUAUUCUGAAAUGUUCAAAUCACUUCAAUUUAUGUACAAAAAUUUAAUCUAAAAUUUAUUUACCAAUAUUCUUAUUAAAAGGAGGUAGUGGGUCAAUCGGCAUCAAAGGAAAUUAUGUUUUUGAUUUUUCUUCAGAACAUUAGAUUGGUAUUGCCCAUAUAAAGAUAAACUUGUAAACAAUUGUAAGCAAAAGACUAAUGCAUAUUUUAAUGAGAAAUAUUGGAUUCAAUUUGAUUUCAAUGAAUUGCUUUGAAACAUCUUUGAAAAAUCCCUGAAACAUUGAUGAUCUCAAUAAGAAAACUUUCAAGAUUAAUUCAUAAAGUAUCAGGAUCAAUGAAAUCUACCGGGUUUGUGAGAGAGAUAAAAUAAUGUAUUGAUUGGUUUAUGUUAGUUGUUGAGCGAAGUGGAGUGCAAAUAUUAACAGUAUUGAUUGUAAAAAUAUGAAAUUGCAUUUAAUUUUUAUAUCAAUCAAUAAUAUCAUUUUUUUGUACUUUUUUUUGUACAUUUUUAUGUGAUAACAAAUAUUUUUAUGUUGCUUUUGCAAAAAAGAAAUCCAUUAUUUUCAUUUGAAGUCGUAACUUGUCAGAUGAUAGGGUAGAUUAGUUCAAAAUAAGAUAAACUGGAAUUAUAUAGGAGCUAGGAUUAGAACAAAAAUUCAGUCCAUUGGUUGUACUAGUAGAAGUUUUUUUUAUCAAUAUCAUAUAAAUUUUAAAGUAUUUCUUUUCAUUUUAUGAUCAAAGUCAAAUUUGAAAAUCCUUCACUAGUUGACUCCACACUAAAUUAAAAAAAGUGUGGUACCAGGAUGAGAAAAUAAGAAGUUAUCUCAUGGCAGUUAAAACAACACUUUAUGUGCUUUUUGGGUUACUUUUAUGUUCUUUUGAAGUAAAAUUAGAAAAAUACCUUGUUUUUGAUACUUUUAAAGUGAAUUAGUGGUAAGAUUUUCCAAUCUGUUUUUAAAUUGUCAGCUCAAAAGAGGACCAAGUCUCCAUUUUUUAGCAUUUUCUACAUAUAAAUUAUUGAACAUGUUGAACACUUUGCUAUAGUUCUAAGAGUUUGCUUCGAACACUAAACAUAUUUAUAUAUUUCCUGUUAAAUGUAUUAUUUGAAAUUUGUUUACUAGAUAAUAUAUUUAAUUAACAGAACUACACAUUCCAUCCAAAUUUAAAUUUUUCUACGAAUUUAUAUAUUUUUUAUCUGUGAUAAAAUAAGAUUGAAGAUCUGAUAUGGUUUUACAGGGAAAGCUUUAUAUUUAUGAGAUGAAGCAUUUAUAUGUGUUAUUUUCUUGUCUUAAUAUUUAUAUAUAUAUAUUUAACAUAUUUCAAUUUCUUUUUAUACUUUUUUAAUGUUUUUAAAGUUUAUUCCAUCCAAUUUUGAUUCCUCAUGUUAGGCAUUAGAGAUGCAACUAUAUAUAGUAACAAGUAGUGCAUGUGAUAUCAAAAUCAUGUGAUCAGUGAUUUUUAGUGAAAAAGUCACAUGAUAAAUUUUAGUUAAUGACUGCAACUAGCAGACGAGCAUUUAUAUUGUUAUGAAAAUAAAUUAUUUAUUAUAAA
Molecule: messenger RNA, 4473 nt
Organism: Mytilus trossulus (common blue mussel)
Lineage: Eukaryota; Metazoa; Mollusca; Bivalvia; Mytilida; Mytilidae
Exons: 2
Coding region: 818-2107 (429 amino acids)
Source: RefSeq, a predicted model, not a curated record